Molecule: messenger RNA, 2468 nt
Organism: Hypomesus transpacificus
Lineage: Eukaryota; Metazoa; Chordata; Actinopteri; Osmeriformes; Osmeridae
Gene: fam228a
Product: family with sequence similarity 228 member A
Exons: 9
Coding region: 1047-2387 (446 amino acids)
Source: RefSeq, a predicted model, not a curated record
UAAGCACCUGUGCAGUCUGCUUCUUUUCUUCUUCUUUAGCUCUGCUCUCCUCCUUCUUCCAGACCUGACCAUACUUGGUAUUGCAGAUGACAGUCUUUUGAAUCGAGCGGAGAAUUGAGGCGAUGAUGCACAGCCCCAAAAGAAAAGCGCAACAUAAAGUUUCACUGAGGCCGUUUACAAAUCCCAAAACGUCAGUGAUCAUCUGACAUUGGAUACAAAAAGUCUCAAGUAAAUUCAACAUUAAAAAUGUUGUUCUUUGAGAAUGCACAUCAUGAAAGCACACGCACAUCCUGAAAAGGUGUAAGGUAAUGCUACGAAGCUUCAACAAAAUCAGGUACAGGUGGCAUGCGGUUUUGCUGAGCGCCUGGAAGAGGAGCCGUAUCUCGCGGGCGGCAGAACCUGGAGAAAAUAGGUAAGAGAUGGUUGGUUUUUGUCUUCAUUUAUUAUCAAAUUGCUGCUUUAUUUGCUUGCAUUGUAGGCCUAUGCUUCAGUGAACUUAGAUAUAAUCAUAGCUUGUAACAAUUAAUUUUGCCAUUAUAUUUAUUUUGUGCAUUACUUCUGUGAAUGGAUUUACAUUUCUGUCAAAUGUCCAUUAUUGGACGAUUAAAACACAAAUAGGCUUCAUAAAUAGACCAUGCAUUAGGUUACUGAACAUGUAAUUUUCUCUCACCGUCCAUAAAAUAUAGGCACAUACAAAUGAUAAAAGCCAGGAUAAUUUCCCAUGCCAUGGCGUUCUUAUUUUACGUCCUUACAGUGUUAGCCUACCUUUUAAACCACGGUGUCACCGAUCACAUUGGGGUAAAGUCGAUGGCUUCUACUGUUUCUCUGUAAACGAAAGUAAAAGCGCGCAUCGACGUGGCGUAACUUUACUUCAAAUAAUGGGAUUGUUAAACAAUAUUCCGAAAUGCACUUCACCCGUAGGCUCUAACACAAUUUGAUACAAAUAGCUUGAAAGACACACAGUUUUGAACCAUUAGCGGCCUAUCGUUUUUAAUUUUUAAUUUAAUUAAUUUAUAGUUAUGGUGGCUUGAAAAACACCAUGUUCCAUGAUGACGUUACGUCUGUCAAUUUUGGUGGGAUUAGGCUACAGGUGCAAACAUUCAGAGAGCCCUUCACGCUGUCAAUUUGAGAAGUGCAUAAAAAUCGGAAAUUACCAAUGGAGCUCCAAAACACUUUACAAACUCACGCGCCUGGGACCCAUCACCAUGGCAACGGACGAUACACUAGAAAUCAACCAGGAUCUGCAGACGAAGACCGGGCACGGACCAGGUGCUUCUUUCCCCGGGCAGGGCUGCUGCAUUAAUCCUAUCGAGGGUCCAUUACCCAAGGGGUCCGGUCAAAUAAUUAGACUGUGGUUUGAACGAGGUAUGCCCUUGAAGAACAAGAACAGAGCAGCAGGAGGUGUGAUCACCAUCCACACUCCCACGCCUUUAAAUCUCAAGCCUAGGGUGACUGCAGUGGCUUGGGCAGAUGUCCCCGUCUCCGUGCCAGAGAGUAGGAGGAGCCCGUACUGUCGGAGUGUCAUGACGAGGAAUGCAAGUCCGGGUAGAGGAAGAGGAGGAGGGGGUGGAAGGGAAGGAGGGAAAACGAAUCAGACCUGGGUUCCUAGGUCACCAAGAGGGCCCUGUGUGGAUUGGCUGUCUCACUCCUCUUUCAGGCGCUUGCAGGCUAAAUUAGAGUCAGAAAACCAAGAGACAGGGAAAAUCAUUCAACCCCUACUGGAUACUGAGAAAGGCUUCAUCAAGGACCUGGAGCGUUUCCUCAGCCACCAGGAGGUUUUGGCGCUCCGUAAGAAAGAGCUUCUGCACAGGCACUGGACUGAGCGCGUGUGGACACCCAUCCAGAGGACCGUGGAGGACCGAGUGACCAACUGUUGGUCUGAGGAGGCCGACCGGGUCCGCAGCAUGUUCAUGCACUACAUCAACCACUGCAACAACAAGGGCUUUGUGUCCCUAGAGGACUACGACCCCCUGGAAUACAACCCUCUCUUGCAAAACAUUAACAAACCUCAGUUCUUCAAGGUUACUACACGUGCCUUGAGGGAUCCACUGUUCUUCCAAUCCCGUGAGAGAGUAGAGGAAAAGAGGGCACUCCUUCGCUGUCAAACAGGUCAUUUAUACACACGCAGAAAAGUGGAAAAACUCAUGAAGCAAAGUCUACCUCCCCAAACUGUCCCCAAUGGCUGGACCUCGGAAAUGUGCCCCAGGUCAGCUGUCCUGCCCCUGCUGGCCUCACCCACUCACCAAGGCUCCACCUCUAGAGCUCCUCUAGUGGAGGUGGACCCUGAGCUAUGGAAGCUCAGCAGGACUAGCGUGACUCCAUACCAGCUCAUAGCCACUCCAGAUAGAAGAUGUCUGCAGGCUGGCUGCUGGUCGUCCAGAGGAUGACCCCCAUCAGGCUACGUGCUGACAGGCUUCUACAGGCCCCCCAGCUCCUCUCCUUUCCUACUCACGAGCUGACAAAAUGGA